GCUCCUCCCCAAGCCCCGCAGAACGAAGGAUGCAGAUCCCCGUUUUGCAGGUGGGGUGGGUUGGUGGGACACAGGCGGCUUGCCCAGCGUCGCGGAGGACUGGAUCGUAGCCCUGCUGCAAAGUUUGCGUUAGUCCCCAGCUGGGUACUGUGCCCCAAGUGUGAACUCCCACAUCUACUCCUGGAGGGGCUCUGCCAUCUCUUGCAGCACAAGGUAAAAUGAACAAGAUGAAAAACUUCAAGCGGAGGUUUUCUCUCUCAGUUCCUCGGACAGAGACCAUUGAGGAGUCACUGACAGAGUUCACAGAGCAGUUCAACCAGCUCAACAACCGGAGGAAUGAAGACCUGGCUCAAGGGCACCUGCAGCUGGGACACCUGGGCAGGGAUUUCCGAGCUGGCACCACCCCUAUCUCCUCCUCCGAAGUGGAAGGCCAGUCCCCGAUGGCUGUGCGCUACCGAAACAACAACCAGCGCCGCUUCUCCAUGGAGGAUGUCAGCAAGCGUCUCUCCUUGCCCAUGGACAUCCGCCUGCCCCCAGAGUUCUUGCAGAAGUUGCAGAUGGACAGCCCGGAGUUCCCCAAGCCGCUCAGCAGGAUGUCCCGACGGGCUUCCCUCUCAGAUAUCGGGUUCGGGAAGCUGGAAACCUAUGUUAAACUGGACAAACUGGGAGAGGGCACUUAUGCCACUGUCUUCAAGGGGCGCAGCAAGCUGACAGAAAAUCUUGUUGCACUGAAGGAGAUCCGCCUGGAGCAUGAGGAAGGGGCACCUUGCACAGCCAUUCGGGAAGUGUCCCUGCUGAAAAACCUGAAGCAUGCCAACAUCGUGACCUUGCACGACAUCAUCCACACAGAGCGUUCCCUCACCCUCGUCUUCGAGUACCUGCAAGGCAAUGACCUCAAACAGUACCUGGAUAACUGUGGGAGCCUGAUGAGCAUGCACAAUGUGAAGAUCUUCAUGUUCCAGCUGCUGCGUGGCCUGUCUUAUUGUCAUGGAAGAAAGAUCCUGCACCGAGACCUCAAACCCCAGAACCUCCUCAUCAAUGAAAGAGGAGAGCUCAAGCUGGCUGACUUCGGACUUGCCAGAGCGAAGUCAGUCCCUACAAAAACAUAUUCUAAUGAGGUGGUCACGCUGUGGUACCGGCCCCCAGAUGUCCUGCUAGGAUCUACCGAAUAUUCCACACCCAUCGAUAUGUGGGGUGUGGGCUGCAUACACUAUGAGAUGGUUACUGGACGGCCCAUGUUCCCUGGCUCCACAGUGAAAGAAGAGCUGCAUUUAAUCUUCAGGCUGCUGGGAACCCCAACAGAAGAUACCUGGCCUGGAAUAACAUCCAGCGAGGAGUUUAAGGCUUACAAUUUCACGCAGUACCGAGCCCAGCCGUUAAUAAAUCACGCCCCAAGGCUGGACUCAGAAGGCAUUGACUUGCUGAUGAACCUCCUUCUGUACGAAGCCAAAAGCCGGAUUUCAGCGGAGGCAGCUCUGCGGCAUGCUUACUUCAAGAGCCUUGGGGAACGGGUACACCUCCUCCCUGACAAUGUCUCCAUCUUCUCCCUGAAGGAGAUCCAGCUUCAAAAGGACCCGGGCUACCGAGGCUCAGCCUUUCAGCAGUCAGCCCGAGGGAAGAACAGGAGGCAGAGUAUAUUUUAAACCUGGAUCUCAUGUUCCCCUUGUCGCCAUGGAGAUCAAAGCACUGAGAAAGGAGACAGCAACACGCUCCCACCUGACCCAUCGCAGAAUUAUUGACUCGAGCAGGACGAUGCUGAAGCACCCUUGGCCGCAGGCUCUCUUCUGCUCAUCCCCACAACCCUCUCCCCACCACCCUUCAGCUCCUGGCAGCUGUUGUCAAAAGAGCCGCGGCCUUCCUCCCCUCUUGUUUUCCUGUUGCACCCAUCAGACAAGAGCUGCUACCCUCUGUGUGGGUGCUUUAGAGAUUAGUUGCCCUGGGCAUUGCCCUGAGCUCAGGGUGCAUGCUGGCCCUGAGGGAACCCGCUUGCUGCGCUCAGGGAGGUGAGCCGGAGGCAGGGAGGUUUUGUGAGCAGAGGGUGGUAUCUCCAAGAGCUGGGCAGUGGCCAGGUCAUGGUACAUUGUGUCUGUCCCAGUGGCAUUUCUGGCAACGUACUUUUGCUCAGACAACCUGCUCUGCACUCUCUGUCUCCUGGGGAGACACUUUGCAGCCACCUUAGGAGUUGGGGGCAUGACCCAGACAGGCACUGGGGAGACUGAAACACAAAAAAUGGGGUAGCCCUCCCUCAUUUUCCCUUGCCCCUGCCUACAUAACCCUUUUUCUCUCCUUAUCUCUGGACCUGAAUCCUGACUGAAGGAUGGAGUGGUUGGGAGGAAGGGGGUUCCUGUUGCUUCCCCCAACAUCUCCUGCUCCUGGCCAGCAUUGCAUUUCUAAAUUUGGUCAGCCGGCUGGUCUCCAGAGGCAUCUCUAGCUGAGAAUGAGGGCUCGGUUAGCCUGCCUGGGAUGCAGGAUGCCUGUUGGUAGAGCUGUGCAGAAGCAGGGCCAAACACGCACACCGGGUUCGCGCUGGUUUCCAUUGCCGCGCUGAGCCCUUCGUUCAGCCUUUUCCAAGGCACUGAUGGAGCAGCCCAUUUCUCAUCCCCGGAGCCUGCCGCCCUGCUAGCCCACGACCGUCUCCGCUGUUGUCAUGAGGGAAAGGAUGCAACUCCCAGACAGCAUCUCAGGAGCGUAUGAACUGUUCUUCCCACCUAGCCAUCUCUGAGCUCCGUGCAUGAUGUGGCAGAGCCUGAGCCACUCAGCCUCGCCGUACCAAAGUGUUGCGCACACCCACCUCAGUGCAUAUCUACCUAGAGGAAGGGGGAGAGGUGCCAAACCUCCCACAGCUCAGCUGUGGGACCAGAAAUAGACCCAGAGCGAAGCAGAAGGCAUGCCUCAAACCUCUUCACAUGGCCUCUACAUCACUGAAAUCCUUUUGUACCGAACGCCAGAUCAUACCAGCCCUGACUCAGAUACAUGCAGUGGGACUGAAGUGCAUGCUUAGAUCUGAACGUGCUUUGCUGGCUGAGGACUAUUUCUGGUGCAUUUUCCCCUCUGUACGUUUCAGGAACAUGCCAAAUCCAGGGCGAAGAGGCCCUGCUUAACCUCUCCCUCACAACUUACAGUCUGAAACGUCUUCAAGUAUGAGUGUGUUGCGGGAAGUCCUUCUUCUGUAUAAUAUUCACAUCUCUUUCUUGCCUCUCCUGGAUGACUGCUCCUCUCACUCGUCACUCCUCCAGCCCUGGGAAGUGGCUGGGAGUCCCUUGACAUGACAGGCGCUGUGACCCUGUCAGUGGAAGUAGGAUUGGCAGGAAAUGCCAAUGUGUUAACCCAGCCCGUACAGCUCCCAGCCUGGGAGGCGUUGCUCAGGGGAUGGUAACCCUCCAUGCCUUUGCUUUCCUAGUGAGCAGGGAGCUAGAGCCCCCUUUUUCCACGUGGCACUUCUGUGAUUCUCUGAAAAUGCAAAGUGUGAGGAUAACCCAGGAGAUCCCAAAGUUCCUCAAGGCUUCGGGAGGCGACUCUUCCCUGUGCCAGUGCUGAGUGCGACGCGCCAUCCGAGUUUCUCUCAUCAGACCAAAGCUGUUAAGUUGGGCUUGUCCUAGACAAGCAUCCAGACGUCUGCAUUGUUUGAGGUUUGCCCAUCCCUGCUCAGUUCCUUUGUCGGUAUGUCCAGUGUACAGCAGGCUGAAUAGUUCAUUAAUUGUUUCCAUUUGAUAGGGGAGAGCAUGAAUAGCUAUCAGCCACCAGUGACGCAUUCCACCCUGAUACAGGCACAUGUAAAGGGUGGUAUUUUGCCUGGUUUCAUAUGGCCUGCUUCUGCUGCAUGGGGCUUUUUAAAAGAGCAUAAGUGAGGGAGGUUCACAAAGGGAGGUGUUGGCUGGAGUAAGCCUGAAGUCUCACAUCGUCAUCUUUUCUUUCACAAAGGCAUUUUAUGCAGGAAUUUCCUUGGCCUAGUGGGGAUCUGUGCAGCAGAGUUGCACUUUCCAGGGCAGCCAGCUCCUGUCACGAGUUAGCAGCUCAGCUCCCAGAGGCUCCUGCUCCCGCGUGGCAGCGUGCUCAGGUACCGGUGGUGACCAGCGCUGCUGUGCUCAGGGGCCAGCGAUGGGUGAGCACAGAUCGGACACGGGGAGCAGGAAACCACUCCACCCGCUCUGGGGAACACCCUUUCAGGAUGUCUUCAGCCUGCCUUUGUCUGGUUUUCUUUCCUGGUUUUACCAGCCCCAUGCUCCAAGAUUGCCUUGGCCAGAAGGAGCCACGUGCACUGGGGCAUGGGGUGCCCAGCUGAGCCUUUCUAGUUUCCUGCUGGGAGGAUGGAGGGGUUGUUUCAGCUCUGGGGGACUUGUAGGUGGUGCAGAGCUGUCUGCAGGCAUGUGAGGGGAGAGAGGGACUCUUGCUACCUGCUCCCCUAGAGCUCCUGGAGGUGGCAAGAGCUGAGCACCUUGAAGUCAAUCCCACUAGGUCUGGUGUGGUUUCGGUUCUCCCCAUCGGACAGCUCUUGCUCCUGAAAGGCAAGGUCACCUCCUGAAACAGCAUCACGAUACUGGGGGAAAAGGUUGGAGAAAAGACCUAGCAAUGACCGUGUAGACAGCACUGCUUUGCCCAUGAUCAGAUAGCAUACAGAAAGGCCCUGCUAGUUGCUGUUUAUUCUUUCAUAGCCUUUGCCUUUUCUCCUACAAAUCCUUCCUGAAGGAGAUCUUUACGCAGAGGCACUAUUAUUUAUUAGCCCUAUGCGCUACUAACAGCCUGAAUUUAAGAUAACCCCUUUUGUUCCACUGCAUUUGGUGGAUAUUUGAUUCCUAUUCAGGAGAGCGAUAGUGUGUGUAAAUAUUUGGCACCCCACUGAGCAAGGUUUGAUUUAUAAGCUCCUGUUGCUUCUGCACUUGCACGUGUUGGCUGGCAGAGCCCCGAGUGUGUGAUCUCCAGGCUCCCGUGGCACGCAGCCCGCAAAAGCC
Messenger RNA from Struthio camelus australis, 4949 nucleotides. The record is from RefSeq and is a predicted model, not a curated record. NCBI's taxonomy places the organism in Eukaryota, Metazoa, Chordata, Aves, Struthioniformes, Struthionidae.